UUUUUGGGGAAUCGACUAUCAUUCAGUGUGAGCGAUUUGGGACGCAGCCUUUUGCCUCGCGCAUCGUCACGGGAGCACACACACACACACACACACACACAAACAGAGUUGGGUUAAUGUUACAUAACGGUGUGUGAACGUGUGUGUAAGAAGACCGAUGAGUCUAGGAGCUCGGUUCACGCCUCAGUGAGCGACAUCUUAAUAAAAAAGCGAUUUCUGCCAGGAUUUAUGUGUUCAUAACGCCAGUCACCACUCAGCUGGUCUGCCAUCGUAAACACCUGGCCAAACGAAUCCUCAGAGGCUUCACCCAGGUCUAACCAGUCCAGCGGUGAACACAAGGGCACACACACACACACACUUGAAGCAUGGCGGAACCGGAGCUGAACGAGUCGUCCCUGCGCUCGCCGAGCUCUGGGUCUCAAUCCAUCUCGUUCCCCUUCAUGAGGGAAGGCAGCCACGUGUGGGAGAAAGUAGGGGAUCUGCCCAGCCCUCUGCCCACCAAGCGCACUCGCACUUACUCUGCCACGGUGCGGGCGAACUCAGGUCCCGUGUUUAAGGGCGUAUGUAAGAACUUCUCGAGGUCACAGGGACAUGGAUACAUUAAACCUGCUAAUGGUGGAGAAGACAUCUUCGUCCACAUCUCAGACAUCGAGGGCGAGUACGUUCCUGCGGAGGGCGACGAGGUGACGUAUAAAGUGUGUCCCAUCCCACCGAAGAACCAGAAGGUACAGGCCGUGGAGGUGAUCAUCACGCAUCUGAACCCCGGAACGAAGCACGAGACCUGGUCCGGCAAGAUCAUCAGCUCCUAAGGCUCCACCUCGGCCUGCUGUCCUUUUGGCCUGGACUGGAGCUGAAUCGGGGAGGUCUUUGUUUUUUCUUUUUCUUUGUUUUUUUUUUUUGCUGAAGUCGGAACACUGCAGGUGGAGAAGGAUGGAGGUGAGGAAGGAGAAGGAAUGUAAUGAUGUAGUUGAGCUUCGGUAAAGUGUGAUUGAGAAAAGUAAGAGAGAGAGAGAGAAGGUGUGAAGAAAUAUUUCAUUAUUUAAAAGUAGCAACAGGAAGCAGAAAGAGAGGAAGAGAGCAGAACAGACGAAUACAGAGAUUGCGGGAAUAAAAAAUAAAACGUGAUUGGAUUUCCUCCGUGACCGAUGAGCGUAAAGAAGUAAACCUUAAAGAGAAGGGAACCAGGGUCAAACUAAAAAACUGUGAAAGACAAAGUAAUGACUCGGGACUUCCUGGAGUCUUCUGAUCGAACCCCUUCUCAUAAAUGUUAGCCUUUUUUUCCUUUAAUGUUCGUUAAUUUAUUUAUUUGUUUGCAUUUUUGGUGGGUGGAGCUGGCAUUCUGAAUUCAGUUGCAGAUGAUGCUGGGAACUGAAACGAAUAUUGCACUCAAAACUUGAAAACCCCAAAAACAAACAUACUGCCAAACUGAGUAGAACUCCCAGAAUUCCAGCGGGAGUGAUUCAGGGUAAACGGUCAGGAUUUUCUAGUCCGAUUUUGACAAAACAAAAAAAAAGAAGCAAAAAACAAAAAAGCAAUCUGUCUCACUCGCAUCAGACUUCUAGUGCGAUCACAACAGGAAGUCCUGAAAUGUCUGGUACUGUCAUUAUAUAUAACUGUAGUUGAUUCAUCAUUUGGUAGAACCUCGAUGGUGAAAGUAGCUCACGGUCGAAACUCUUCAGCUGAGCAUAUCUAAUUAAAUCUACUGCUGCACCUAGUCAGUUCCUCCAACAGAAUUUCUAUGCAUCUUUUCUAUGCUUCAUUGUCCUUGUAUUUAUUUGAUUUCUUCAUGUUUUUGUACUCGACUGACUCGACUCGGUUAGUUUAGAUUCAGUUAUUUACUUAUCCCCCCCCCCCAAAUCCCCCCCCUCCGGUCAGAUCACUGUGGCUGGUGUAGGCGUCAUUUACGUGUGAGUUAAUAAAAAGAAAUAAAUAAAACAUUUUAUUAGUCCCUCUCCUGUGACGCACUUCCUCAUUUCAUCUCGAUUCCUAAUUUUUCCAGCAUGAAUGACGUCGGCUUCUUGUACAACAGUCUGAUUGGUCAGAUUCGUUUCCUGUAUCCGCAGCUCGGACUGUAGCGCAGCUGCCGCUAAUAUGAAUAUUUCAAUAAAGUGUCUUGAAACAAACACCUGGGGUAGGUGAGAUGGUGAAUUUUUCCAUAGAGGGGUGUUUAGUUAAGUUGCUUUUAUUUGUCACAUAUACAUGACAGCACAGUGAAAUUCUUUCUUCACAUAUCCUUGGGGUCAGAGCACAGGGUCAGCCAUGAUGCAGUGCCCCUGGAGGGUGGGUUGGGGGCAAACAGUGGCAGCUUGGUGGUGCUGAAGCUUGAACCCUGAUCUUCUGGUCAACAACCCAGAGCCUUAACCAUUUGAGCUACCACCACCCCAAAUUAACUUACCAUUUAAGGAAGUCUCCAAUGUAAGCGCAUUGUAGCUGUUUUUUUCCACAGGAACGUGUUCAGGACAGCGAAAAUCAUACACGAGUUAAUAUUUUUCCCUUAAACUCGACCAAAGACAGCACUGAGAUCUGGAGUUCUCUCAGAGUAGCUAAAGCAACAUGUGUUUACUCUCUCAGCAAAAUCCUCACUUCCCUUUUUAAGAGGAAGAGUUCAAGUUCCAUGUUAGUUUGUUGUGUAAUAUUUAAGUUUAAGCAGUGCUUGUGUUCUCUCAGUUCUGUUUCUGGAAGAGGAAAUGAUCUGAACUGACUCACUCCAAGAGGGAAGGAGGGAGGAAGGGUGUGUAAGGACCUGUAUAUGAAGGGCGGGUGGAUGUGAUGGAUGCGACAGAUAGAGGGAGAGAGGGAUGGGAUAGAUAGAUAGAUAGAUAGAUAGAUAGAUAGAUAGAUAGAUAGAUAGAUAGAUAGAUAGAUAGAUAGAUAGAUAGAUAGAUAGAUAGAUAGAUAGAUGGAGGGUGUGAGGGAUGGAUAAAUGGAUGGAUGGAUAGAGGGAGAGAGUGAGAGAUGGAUGGAUAGAGAGAGAGAGAGAGAGAGAGCAAGGGAUGGGUGGAUGAAUAGAGGGAGAGAGUGAUGGAUGGAUGGAUAGGUAAAAGGAGUAGAGGGAUGGAUGGAUAGAUAGAGGGAGGGCGUGAAGGAUGGGUGGAUGGAUAGAGGGAGAGAGCGAGGGGUAGAUGGAUAGAUAGAGUGAGAGAGCAAGGGAUGGAUAGAGGGAGAGAGUAAGGGAUGGAUGGAUAGAGGCAGAGAGGGAUGGAUGGAUAGAGGCAGAGAGGGAGGGAUGGAUAGAUAGAGGCAGAGAGGGAUGGAUGGAUGAAUAGAGGAAGAGAGGGAUGGAUGGACAGAUAGAGGCAGAGAGGGAUGGAUGGAUGGAUAGAGGAAGAGAGGGAUGGAUGGACAGAUAGAGGCAAAGAGAGAUGGAUUGAUAGAUAGAGGGAGAGAGGGAUGGAUGGAUAGAUAGAGGAAGAGAGGGAUGGAUGGACAGAUAGAGGCAGAGAGGGAUGGAUGGAUGGAUAGAGGAAGAGAGGGAUGGAUGGAUAGAUAGAGGGAGAGAGGGAAGGAUGAAUGGAUAGAGGCAGAGAGGGAGGGAUGGAUAGAUAGAGGCAGAGAGGGAUGGAUGGAUAGAUAGAGGCAGAGAGGGAUGGAUUGAUAGAUAGAGGCAGAGAGGGAUGGAUUUUAAGUAGAGGGAUUGAGGAUUGGAUGAAUAGAUAGUGUGAGGGAUAGAUGGAUGGAUAUAUAGAAGGAUAGAGCGAGGGAGGGAUGGAUAGAUAGAAGGAGAGAGUGAUGGAUGGAUAGAUAGAGGCAGAGAGGGAUGGAUGGAUAGAUAGAGGCAGAGAGGGAUGGAUGGAUAUAUAGAAGGAUAGAGCGAGGGAGGGAUGGAUAUAUAGAAGGAUAGAGCGAGGGAGGGAUGGAUAGAUAGAAGGAGAGAGUGAUGGAUGGAUAGAUAGAGGCAGAGAGGGAUGGAUGGAUAGAUAGAGGCAGAGAGGGAUGGAUGGAUAUAUAGAAGGAUAGAGCGAGGGAGGGAUGGAUAUAUAGAAGGAUAGAGCGAGGGAGGGAUGGAUAUAUAGAAGGAUAGAGCGAGGGAGGGAUGGAUAUAUAGAAGGAGAGAGUGAUGGAUGGAUAGAUAGAGGCAGAGAGGGAUGGAUGGAUAUAUAGAAGGAUAGAGCGAGGGAGGGAUGGAUAUAUAGAAGGAUAGAGCGAGGGAGGGAUGGAUAGAUAGAAGGAGAGAGUGAGAGAGAGAAAGUGAGACUGUAACACAUUCGUUUUUUGAUUGCAGAUCUUUUAUAUUGGUUUAUUUCUUGGUCAGUAAAAUCCAUUAAUUCAUUAGCCAAUCCAGUUCUGUCCUCCACAUCAUGAGGUCAGUAUUGUCAGUACAUGAGUGUGCAGUGACCACAGAAGGGUUUGUUUUUUUGUGCAUUGUCUGACCUGUGUCCUGUCUCCUGGUGUUAGGAGGAGGAGCAGACAGUACUGAUGGGAAUGAUGAGACUGCAGUAUCUCCUCUCCCUGUUAGCAUUAACGCUUUAACUGUAACUUUAACUGUAACCAUGAAAUCAUGAAUAAAGCUGAAAUUACUUUCUUUUA
Messenger RNA from Hemibagrus wyckioides, 4527 nucleotides. It is a transcript of the gene csdc2b, whose product is annotated as cold shock domain containing C2, RNA binding b. NCBI's taxonomy places the organism in Eukaryota, Metazoa, Chordata, Actinopteri, Siluriformes, Bagridae. Gene Ontology annotation, molecular function: mRNA 3'-UTR binding. The transcript is spliced from 4 exons. Bases 366 to 809 code for a protein of 147 amino acids. Gene Ontology annotation, biological process: regulation of mRNA stability. Gene Ontology annotation, cellular component: cytoplasm. The record is from RefSeq and is a predicted model, not a curated record.